CUGUUGUUUAAUGUAUCAUUGUUUUUUAAUCAGGCAAUGCCACGUCCCCUACAGGGUCCUACAUGGUCCUUCUCUGUCACAGUGUGAAAUAUGUUGCUAAAGUCAAAGCUAACUAAUGUUUUGUUUUUUAAAUCGAGUAUUAAACAUCUUUAUCGACAGUGAUGUAUAAUAGCUUUUAUAAGACCCCGGGUGGCUCCCAGUGUACAUACACCAAACUAAAAGCAGGGGGUCAAGCCAAGGAUUGGAAACCUGCGGGGGGUCAGGCUUGUGGUCCCGCGAUGGAGGAGAAGGCUGAGCGGACCCAGACUACCCACUACAUGGAGCUGGGCAGCUACCAGUACUGGCCAGUCCUGGUUCCCCGGGGGAUACGCCUGUACACCUACGAGCAGAUCCCCGCGUUCCUCCGGGAGAACCCCUACAUCACAGAUGGGUACCGGGCAUACCUGCCAUCCAGACUCUGCAUCAAGAGCCUCUUCAUCCUGUCCAAUGAGACGGUGAACAUGUGGAGCCACCUGCUGGGCUUCCUGCUCUUCUUCCUGCUGGGGGCCUACAACAUGGCUGCCGUGCUGCCGGCUAUCGGAGCGUCCAGGGAAGACUUCGUCAUCUACUGCAUCUGCAUCUUUUGCUUCCAGCUGUGUAUGCUAUGCUCGGUUGGCUACCACGUGUUCUGCUGUCAUCGCUCGGAGAAGACGAGCCGCCGCUGGAUGGCAUUGGACUACGCCGGCUUGUCCAUCGGCAUUCUGGGAUGCUACGUCCCGGGAGUCUUCUACGCUUUCUAUUGCAAUAACUACUGGCGUCAGGUGUACCUGCUGGCGGUCCUCGCCCUCAUGCUGGCCGUGUUCUUCGCCCAGAUCCACCCUCUGUACCUCAGUCAGCCCUGGAGGAAGCUCCGCUCCCUCAUAGUCUGCUCUCUGGCCGCGUACGGCCUCUUACCCACAAUGCACUGGGUCUGGAUCAGUGGAGGCUUCUCCUCUGAGCCCACACAGCUCUUCCUGCCCCGGGUUCUAGGGAUGUACCUACUGGCUGCUCUGGCAUUUCUCUUCUACGUCUCAAAAGUUCCUGAACGCUACUUCCCAGGCCAGCUGAACUACCUGGGCUCCAGCCACCAGGUGUGGCACCUCCUGCUGGUCCUGAUGUUUUACUGGUGGCACCAGACCUGCAACCUCAUCAUGGCCUACAGACACAGCCAGCCCUGCCCCGGAGCCCCCCAACAGGCCUAGUAGGGUCCUGCCCUGAGCCCCCCAGCAGGCCUAAUAGGGUCCUGCCCUGAGCCCCAAAACAGGCCUAGUAGGGUCCUGCCUGAGCCCCCCAGCAGGCCCAGUAGGGUCCUGCCUGAGCCCCCCAGCAGGCCUAGUAGGGUCCUGCCCUGAGCCCCAAAACAGGUCUAGAAUAUUCUGGGUUGGACUGGACUAGACCCAGGACAGUCUGAUUUAUAAGAUGGAAUAGUAUAAAUUCAGAUUAUACUGAUAAUACUGUCUGUUCCUGGCCUAACAUGAUUUUAGACAAGCAAAUCAACGUAGCUCAGCUGCCAAGCCACCAAGUAUUAUUGAUUUGUGCUGAUAAGAACCCUGUGUGUUAUGAUAAUGGUUCGUUUUUAUAAAGUGCCUACUUGUAGCACUUUGAGUCACUCCUGAUCCUGCUAUUGGCCAUCAGUUGGGACCUUGACAAACAGAUCUUGGGUCCAACCGAGGCCCCUUGGAGAGGGCGUUGUAAUGUUAGGACGUUACUCCAUGAAUGUAGUGGUCUGACCCUGGAGCGUCUCCAUCUCAACCAUGUGUUGGGACGCUCGAGUCCAAUAACUGGAGAAUAAAGCACUUUCUUUUUUUAUUUCAAAUGGUAUCCAAUGUGAGGGAUUUUUCAGAGCAUACUCUCCCCCCCCCACCCCCACCCCCACGCGCUGCCAGCCACCGCCCCCGUACACACUACACUUCUGUUCCAAGGCGUUGCAGGCGGCGCUUGGGAUUCAACAAGUUUUUAUCCAACAGUCGUAGGGCGACGGGCACGUCCUGUGGGCUUUGGGUGCAUGGCAGCGAGUGACCCCGCGCCCCACAUGACGGCUGUGUGCAAUCAAGCUUUAUUCACAUAUUCAUUAUUUAAAUUGUCUAAAGGUAUUCAUGUUCAUUUCAUUUCGAUUUUUUGUCUGAUGGUCGCGCUGAGGUCCUCAAAACUUCCAGGGGUCAGCAUUAAAUGACCGUCAUAUGUAUCCAUAAGAUAAUUAUAUGAUACAUAUGCAGCCAGAGGGUUUGAAAAGAAUACAAAGGUUAUUUUUGAGAUAAUCGUGAAUGAUCAGUGGUCGAUAUAUCCAAAAGCAAAUCUUUUUCCCUCUUUUAAACUGGUUUUAGUUUUAAAUGUUAUUUAAAUAGUGUACAAUGUUAUCUAAAUGGUUGACUGUACUGUGUUGCAUUGUGAGUUUGUUUAGCUGUAGUGUCUUGCACCUCCGGAACAAUCUUCUAAUAAAAGAGACAUCGAAACAAAAACAA
Gadus morhua (Atlantic cod) is the source of this 2480-nucleotide messenger RNA. RefSeq names its product progestin and adipoQ receptor family member IIIa (gene paqr3a). Lineage: Eukaryota; Metazoa; Chordata; Actinopteri; Gadiformes; Gadidae. The record is from RefSeq and is a predicted model, not a curated record. Bases 162 to 1220 code for a protein of 352 amino acids. The transcript has 8 exons. Gene Ontology annotation, molecular function: signaling receptor activity. Gene Ontology annotation, cellular component: membrane.